This is a messenger RNA of Falco peregrinus (peregrine falcon), 2794 nucleotides long. RefSeq names its product transmembrane 4 L6 family member 1-like. The coding region runs from base 169 to 759 and encodes 196 amino acids. The transcript has 6 exons. The record is from RefSeq and is a predicted model, not a curated record. Lineage: Eukaryota; Metazoa; Chordata; Aves; Falconiformes; Falconidae. Gene Ontology annotation, cellular component: membrane.
AACAGCUAUUUGUUUAAGAAAGGCUGUCACCCGAAAACAUCCCUGUGCCUCCCUCAGACCGCCACACUCCAGGAGACAGGAGCUGGAAAGCCUGAAGCCGGCUGUGGGGAACUCUGGAGCCUGGAGGCCAUCUUAGCCCCGUGCAGAAGGUAAGCAAAGAGAGCUACCAUGUGCACAGGAAAGUGUUCGAAGUGCAUCGGGAUCACCCUGUUCCCACUGGCAGCGUGUGCCAUAGUCUCCAACAUCCUCCUGUACUUCCCCAAUGGACGAGUUCUGCAGCUCAGCGAGAUAACUGACCUGGUCUGGUUUUUCCAUGGCAUUCUGGGAGCUGGCAUACUGGUUAUUUUGCCGGCAUUCAUGAUGCUGGGAGCAGGCGGAGCAGGAUGUUGCGCUAACAGGUGUGGGAUGCUGGUGUCAGUGGUUCUGGCUGUGCUGGGAUUCCUGGGAGGAGUGUAUUGUGUGGUCAUCUCCUCGCUGGGGCUGAUUGGGGGCCCUCUGUGUGACACAGGUGAUGGAGAAUACCUCUACCCUUUCAGGAAUGACACCCUGGAAGACAAUUACUUGUUCAACCAGACAACAUGGAGCAUUUGCAAAGAACCUGAAAACAUCAUCCUUUGGAAUAUUAUCCUCUUCUCUAUUCUCCUGGCCAUUGGUGUGAUUGAAGCUAUUCUUUGCUUUAUUCAAGUAAUCAAUGGACUUAUUGGCUUCAUAUGUGGCACAUGUAUGAGGAAAAGAAAGACAAAUAUUUCUGGAAUGUGAUCUACAGGGAGUGCCAGGACAAGCCCCAAGCUGCUGAUUCACAUACAAUAAGGAUAAUGAACUGUGCUGUAUUUAUGGGGGGAUGAUAAACAAAACCCAAAAUAUUCAGGAGUUUCAUGGGGCAAAACGAUUUUUUUCAUAAAGAAGUCAGGGUGGAAAACAGCUAGAUCGUUUAGAUCUGAGACUCCAAAUUUUCAUCUCUCUAAAUAUGCCUGCUAAAUGUCAGGUACUAGCAAAAACAUUGAUCCGUCUGGUCCUGCCUGCUGUACUUGUGCAUGAAACACAACAGUCCCCAGAGAAAAGCUCACCACUUGCCCUCUUGUGUAUAUGGGAAAGUGAACUGUUGUUAAUGUAUACAUUUAUCAGCUGCACGAAGCAGGUACUCCCUGGCUGGAUUUAAAUAACCUCCUGUCCUCCAAUAAAACCUACUGUGAGCUCACCUGUCUGCUCCUAUUAACCUGCAAACUGGGCGCUCCCAGGUAUAAAUUAAGAUGUGCAGAGAAUCUAUCAAGCGGUGUUUGCAACACAACAGAGUCAACUGAAGCACAUGGUUUUCAGUCUCCUUCAGCCACCCUGGAGCCAAAUCCCCUUGUGCCGGCGCAGUUGCUUGCUGCCAUGUUUGACAAAGUCUAGCACACUUCUAAAUCAGUUUUUCAGGAAAUCGGAAAGAUGUGGAAGCCCUGGAGGAGCAUUUGGUCGACAUAGACGGUAGGGUUUGGAGCAAGAGUUUAAAAUUGUCUGCUUUAACAAAAUGGUGGAGACCCUCACCACCAAUUUUGCCCUCACAAGACUACAUUUUCCACACAGGUCUGUAGGGCUGUUCUAGAAUGGAUCACAUGGACAAUGCAAUUAACUGGUAAAAAUAAAUAUUACAUUGAUACAGGUAGUAAUUAUGUGCAACUUACUAAUAAAUAAGAGAUACAAUCUGAAAGGCAACAAAUUGCAUCAGUCUUAGUGUUACAGCAACAGUAGUCCCAACCAAGAACUGCAUAAUUCUUCAUCAUCACUCAAGAUCAAGCCCUUGAUGCUAAAGUCCAUGACUGGCAAAUUUCAUAAAUCCCAUCAUUUCAGUGACUUCCUCAAAGGUUAAUUCUUGGACAUGCCACUGACUUCCCCUAGUCAGCCAAACUGUAAUACAAUCUUUAUCCAUCCUGAAUGCAUCUAUGCAGUUACAAAAUUCUGAAUAUAUUUAAAGCACUUGGAGUCUGUUUUUCAAAGAGAGGCAUUUAUGGUUUCUCAGUCAAAAGUUGUUCAUAUUUCUGCAUUGUAGCACAGGAGCAAGUUACUUGAACACAGUUAUUGCAGACACACAUUGCUGUUUGCGCCGUCCUCUAAAUGCAGCACACAGCAUGCUUUGUAUAAAUGUCCCCUUUUUACAAAAUGGGGAAGAAAAUAUCAGUUGCAGUAGAUGCAGAGCACAUGUAAAAUUUGUUGGAGCAUAGCUUCACCCCUAGAAGCAGAUUUGACCUAUGAAGCUUAAAAGCACCUUCUCUAAAAAAAAGCAUAAGACUUGUCAGUUUUCAGUCAUGGCUAUGUGCAUCCAAACCUGCCAGGUGGCUUAAAAAGCUCAUGUUCACUGUCAGCAGUGAAGCCUGGGCAGUGCUGCCAUAUAAAGCAGAGAUCAAAAUAAAGCUGAUUCAACCAGGAAGAGUCAAGGAGGCAGCUAGAAGGAUAAUCAGCAUGUAGUCAGGUGGAGAGAGAUUCCAUCAGCAGAGGGGCUCUAUGAGCUCCUCACGGUCCCUAAAUAUCAGCCCUACCCUCAUCCUUUAGUUCUGUUGCCCUGAGUCUUAUCUCUACGAUAAAGCCUGGUCGGGCUGUGCCAGCACAGGGAGAGGGAGAGGUACCCGCUGGCACACACCACCUCCAGCACCGAAAAAUACAUGCGCUGUACUGCUGGCAUCUGCUUGUUCCAAGCUGUCCUGCCCUGGGGAUGUUUAGUGUCGUCUGUGUGCUUAGGGGCACACCCUCUGUCCUGCCAGCUGGGCACUCACUGGCCUCACUGAUCUGUGUCAAUAUUAAAUAUUGUUAUUCUGAA